GACUCUCGUCUCUUGCUGUCUGCAGUUGAUACCAAUCCCCCGUCCCGUCUGAAAAACGCGGCCGCGUUUCCCCCCUGCUCAGCCCUCGCUCGGCGCUGCGCCUCCCGAGGGGCUCGUGCUGUCGUGCCGCCGGCGCAACAACGUCCCGCCAGGGCCAUCCACGUCUUCGGAUCGGACGAAAUGGCCGCCAGCUGGCGGAUCGUCUGUCUCGCCGAGUCUCUUUUUGACUUUCUUGUUCAGACGACUCAGGUUCACUGUCUCUCCGGAACACAUACGGCACGUCGCGCACCCAGAACCACGGGCACGCCGCACACUGACCCUGGCAACCCUCGAAAUGCGCGCACCCGAGAUGAGGAGAACCUUAGUUUAUUGAAGCUUGAGGAGUUGGAGGGAGCUAAAACCCGUCGGACCGCAACUACAACACGUUUAGACACCGGCGCUAGGGCAUAG
Messenger RNA from Colletotrichum costaricense, 450 nucleotides. RefSeq lists its product as uncharacterized. The record is from RefSeq and is a predicted model, not a curated record. The transcript has a single exon. The annotation marks the transcript as partial. Lineage: Eukaryota; Fungi; Ascomycota; Sordariomycetes; Glomerellales; Glomerellaceae.